Messenger RNA from Macadamia integrifolia, 1198 nucleotides. RefSeq names its product probable xyloglucan endotransglucosylase/hydrolase protein 23. Gene Ontology annotation, biological process: cell wall biogenesis; xyloglucan metabolic process. Gene Ontology annotation, molecular function: hydrolase activity, hydrolyzing O-glycosyl compounds; xyloglucan:xyloglucosyl transferase activity. Gene Ontology annotation, cellular component: cell wall; apoplast. The record is from RefSeq and is a predicted model, not a curated record. The coding region runs from base 41 to 940 and encodes 299 amino acids. The transcript has 3 exons. NCBI's taxonomy places the organism in Eukaryota, Viridiplantae, Streptophyta, Magnoliopsida, Proteales, Proteaceae.
CCAACCAUCUCUCCAACUCCACCAUUUCCUAGCUACAAAAAUGUCAUCUUUCUGUUGUUCAUUUAGAUUUUCAAUGAUGUUGCUUGGUCUACUAUUGGCAAGCUCUUUAAUGGCUGCCUCUGCGGGAGAUUUAAAUCAAGAUUUCAUCAUCACAUGGGGCAAUGGCCGUGGUCAAAUGUUAGACAAUGGCCAGUUGCUCAUGCUGUCCCUUGACAAUGUCUCUGGUUCUGGUUUCCAAUCUAAGAAUGAAUUUCUAUUUGGAAGGUUUGAUAUGCAGAUCAAGCUCGUCCCUGGAAACUCCGCUGGCACUGUAACCACUUUCUAUCUAUCAUCUCAGGGAGACAACCAUGAUGAGAUUGAUUUUGAGUUCUUAGGUAACUCAAGUGGAGACCCAUAUACUGUCCAUACCAAUGUGUUUAGCCAAGGCAAAGGAAACAGAGAGCAGCAGUUCAAACUGUGGUUCGACCCAACAAAGGGCUUCCACACUUACUCCAUCCUCUGGAAUUCACAACAAAUCAUCUUCUUGGUGGACAAAAUUCCUAUCAGAGAAUUCACGAAUAGAGAAUCUGAAGGAGUUCCAUACCCUCAUAAUCAAACAAUGAAGAUCUACUCCAGCCUUUGGGAUGCUGAGAACUGGGCAACUAGAGGAGGUCUUGUGAAGACUAACUGGACUGAAGCACCAUUCAAUACUUACUAUAGAAACUUUAAUGGGAACGCCUGCGUGGUGUCUUCUAUUGGGGUUUCUUCUUGUGAUUCAAAUUCAAAGACGUCAACUAGUGCUGUAUCUAAUAAGACAUGGCAAACCCAACAGCUCGAUUCAAAAGGUAGAAGAUAUCUGAGAUGGGUUCAGAAGAAUUACAUGAUCUACAACUACUGCACAGAUUAUAAGCGUUUCUCUAAUGGUCGCCCGCGAGAGUGUAAACGUUCCAAGUCCCAUUAGAGAACUAUUGGUAGAUUCUCUUAUAAGUGGAUAUUAUAAUUCCAUUAUCAUUCUUUUAUUUAUCAAACUGAUUUAAUUUGUUGCCUUUGGGCCUGUACAUUUUCCUGUCCUCGGUGGAAUUACUUAGAGGAUGGUAUACCAUGUGCCCUAUGGGUAUGUUCUAUUGUAAUAAAAAUAAAAUAAAUUAUUAUUUCAUUCAUUAAUAGAAUUUCUUGGUUGUCAUCAUAAUUAUGACCAAUUUCUCAUUAGAGGAUGGUA